CUGCCACUUGACAACACACCAUCAAUGGCGACAGACUCUCAUGCCAUCGUCUUCGGGGCAGCUGGACUGCUCGGAUGGGCGACCUUGAACCAGCUGCUCUCCGGUUACCCCUCAUCAAGCCCAUUCUCUCGUGUCACCGCGGUCCUCAAUCGACCCGUCGCCGAGUCUGACCUCUGCUUGCCUUCAGGACCGAACAGCCCUUCGUUUGGACUGGUUUCCGGGAUUAAUUUGCUACAGACAAACACAGAUGAUCUGGCAAAACAAUUACAAGAAAAGGUCACCGGCGCGGAAGGGAUAACCCACGUCUUUUAUUUCGGUAGGUAUCGGUCGGAAGCAGGGUUUAGAUGACGAGUUACCAACAUCGAUAAGUCUUUGCGCCGUUCAACGAUGACCAUAUCCAAGAGUGUACCCAGAACUGCGGUAUGAUGCAGCGACUGGCCGACGCAUUGAACAUCGUCGCCCCAAGGCUCCGGUCGUUUGUGUAUUCCGGCGGAUCAAGGGGCUACGGUAUUUACAAUCCCAGUGGCGUCUUCCAGCCACCACUCGAAGAAUCCAUGGCCGACAGCUUACCGGCAGACUACGCCAAAACCGUCGCAUAUCCGUGGUUUCGAAAGAUUCUGACUGAAGCCAGCAAGGAUCGCAAUUGGACCUGGAGUGAGGUCUGUCCGGAUGCCGUGGUUGGGUUUUCUCCCAAUGGCUCGGCGUACUCCCUUGCUCUUCACUGGGCGCAAUACCUUUCUCUAUAUGCAUACAAUCACAGAGGCUCCACCGACAAAGAGAUCGAGGUUCCGUUUCCGGGGAGUGAGGCUGGUUAUCGAUCGCUGUACACGCCCGUGUCGAGUGAGAUUCUCGGGCGCAUUUCAAUCCAUGCAGCACUACAUCCCAAAUCAUGCGGUGGAAAGAUCAUCAACAUGCUAGACAACGAUACGCCCGUAAGCGCUAGCGACCUGUGGCCGGGCAUCGCGGGCUGGUUCGGGCUGAAAGGGGUGGGACCAGCGGAAGACGACACUCUCAAACCAAGUGAAUAUGUCGACAAAUACCGCCAUCUGUUCGCUCAAAAUGGGGUUCCGAAGGGACUGACCUGCGGCGUUGGUGAGGGGAAGAAGCAAUUGGAUUCCGUUGGGUGGUGGCUCACUUUUGACCGACAGUUCAGUUCCAAGAGGUUGAGGUCGGUGGGGUUUACUGAGCAGCGAGAUCCGGUUGAUGGCUGGCUGGAGGCAUUCGAGAGAUUCAGAGCGGCGGGAAUUAUCUUUUGAACUGCUGUGUCUGGUGGUAGUGUUAUAUGUACAGCUGCUCGCUAGCUUUAUUUGGGAUAUUAUCCUGAGAAUGAAUCUAUGAUCCCUACUUG
Molecule: messenger RNA, 1348 nt
Organism: Aspergillus japonicus CBS 114.51
Lineage: Eukaryota; Fungi; Ascomycota; Eurotiomycetes; Eurotiales; Aspergillaceae
Exons: 2
Coding region: 423-1256 (277 amino acids)
Source: RefSeq, a predicted model, not a curated record